This is a messenger RNA of Suillus discolor, 1261 nucleotides long. RefSeq lists its product as uncharacterized. The annotation marks the transcript as partial. Lineage: Eukaryota; Fungi; Basidiomycota; Agaricomycetes; Boletales; Suillaceae. The transcript has 3 exons. The record is from RefSeq and is a predicted model, not a curated record.
UCAAGCCUCGAGGUAUACCGAAGUUCCAGGGUACCUGAGAUCUUGCCCGCCUAAUAUUAGCUAGCUGAGUCCACAACGUCGCGAUAUGAGUAACCCUACAUUGAAAUCAAGAAGCGAUCUUUAUCCAGAGACUUCUGCCAACAGCAGACAAGCUCAAUCUACACCUAUAUCCGUUACAUCCGGUAGCUGUACCAUAUUGAAGAAUCCCUUGAAUCAAAAGGCCACUGUCCAUGAUGCUACCGAUGACGAGUGUAGCUCUGACUCGGAAGGGACCGUCCAAAGUCCCAGCCAUCACGAGCGCCAUAAGCGCGUACGCCUCCAGGAUAUCUUAUCUCAAGGUGAUGAUCGUGGCGAGGAUAUCGAAUCGCCGUCAAAGAGGGCAAAGAUAUUGACCACAACAUGGACAUCCACUGACUCUCCUGAUGUUUCAAACUAUUUUAAUGAACGCAUGCUCGAACUUUCAUACGUCACUCGCCGGGCUUUUGCUGCGAGAAUCCGAUACGCACGCCUUCGUAGCCACGAACUUGAGCUGAUGAAGUCCAUCGUCGAGUAUGAAAACGAGCAGUCCAAAAUACAGAUAAAUGCAAUUGAUCUGCAGAUCAGCUCCCUCAAGGACACACUUCGCGAUGCAGGGGUGGACAUGGAGAGCAAAGAGUGUAGGUUAUCCAAGGACAACAUCAGGAUGUUCUCUGGCGAUGACGAUGACGAUGAGGCAAGUUGGCAAGAAGAUGACUCUUGCGACGUGACAUUUUCAUUUGGAAGUUCUGGAUCUGGCUCAGACUACGCGUCAGAUGAAUCAGAUGUUGAUUGACUUUGCCAUCGAUAUCUAUCCGCUGUUUAUGUCUGCGCAUGCGUCGAUCAAAAAGAAUGCCCAGCCAAAUUUCAUCAUCCUUAUCAAAUACAUCUGGGAUAUUCCUUGUCAGUCGCCAAAUCACAAGGAAUAAUUACAUAAAAGUGGUCCGACCCCACUCAGCUCCGCAGACUAGUCGCCGUAAUCUCUUUCACCUAUCCUAGUUGAUCACUAGUGAACAGCUGACAUGGUACCGAUGCGUCGCAGCGCAUACAAGCCAGGUUAAUUAUACAAUAUACCGUCAUACAACAUGUUUCAUGAUAACCAAACACGAGCGCGAUCCCGUCGGUUUGAACUCAAGACAAGUUUUGCAUUGCGCCUUUCCAUCAUGUCAGGUCGUCAAAAAGCAUCUGGUCUUGUGCGCAUCUCAAAGGGUUCAAAUGAUAAAGCGAUGGGUGAGAGUUUGGGAUG